GCAGCCUCUGGUCUCUCUAGUCCUCGCUGUUUGUAUCGAUGAAGUUGUUUCAAAGAUGGCGGACUUCCUGCCGUCCCGCUCUCUUUUAUCUGUAUGUUUCCCGAACUGUCUCCUCACGAGUGGCGAGGCCGAGCAGCUGCGGAAGUCCAAAGAGAUAGAUAAGUGUAUUAAUCGAGAUAAGACGUAUGUUAAGCGACUAGUGAAGAUACUGUUACUCGGAGCAGGCGAGAGCGGCAAGUCCACUUUCCUCAAGCAGAUGCGCAUUAUCCAUGGGAAGGACUUCGAUCAGAAGGCCAAAGAGGAAUUCAGAGCCACGAUUUUUAGUAAUGUUAUUAAAGGGAUCCGAGUGUUGGUUGAUGCACGAGAAAAGCUGCACAUCCGAUGGGGCAAACCGUCCAACCAGCGGCACGGCGACACCAUGAUGGCGUUUGACACCCGGUCGGCGAUGGCUCGCGGUCACGGCAUGGUGGAGCCCAAAGUUUUCCACCAUUACCUGCCGUCCAUACGUGCCCUGUGGGCUGACCAGGGCAUUCAGAACGCCUACGACCGCCGCAGGGAGUUUCAGCUGGGGGAGUCAGUCAAGUAUUUCCUGGACGAUUUGGAGAGACUUGCACAGUCGGACUACCUCCCCAGCCAGCAGGACAUCCUCCUGGCCAGAAAACCCACUAAAGGCAUCCAUGAGUACGACUUUGAGAUCAAGAACGUGCCUUUCAAGAUGGUGGACGUGGGGGGUCAGCGUUCAGAGAGGCGUCGCUGGUUCGAGUGCUUUGACUCGGUCACUUCCAUCCUCUUCCUCGUCUCCUCCUCAGAAUAUGACCAGGUGCUGAUGGAGGACCGACAGACCAACCGGCUCAGCGAGUCCCUCAACAUUUUCGAGACCAUCGUCAACAACCGGGUUUUCAGCAACGUCUCCAUCAUCCUGUUCCUGAACAAGACGGACCUGCUGGAGGAGAAGGUGAAGCAGGUGUCCGUUAAAGACUACUUCCCCGAGUUCUCGGGCGACCCCACGAGCCUGGCCGACGUCCAGCGCUUCCUGGUGGAAUGUUUCCGUAAGAAGCGUCGCGAGCAGCAGCAGAAGCCGCUUUACCACCACUUCACCACCGCCAUCAACACGGAGAACAUACGGCUGGUGUUCCGCGACGUCAAGGACACCAUCCUCCACGACAACCUCAAGCAGCUCAUGCUGCAAUGAGCGGGACUGACCAGUAGGUGGAUGGAUGGAUGGAUGGAGUGGGGGCAGAGGGGGGUGCGGGUGUUGAGGUGCCUCCCCCUUGUUGGCUCCCUGCCACCAUCAGCCUGUAAACAGCAGGCGGUGUCACUUGUGAACUUUGACUGUGUAUUAAAGCCACCACUACUAUGCCCUGCCCCCCAAUGCUUACUCUGCCUUACUGAACUUGUUCACUGUGACUUAAAACAGCUGCCUUUGGCUCAGAGACCCCGCCCCCCCUAAAAAAAAACACUGUAUAUGACCUCUAAAUGACCCCUGUGUCCCUCACCCUACAGUAUGUCCUCACUGUCCUUGUUUCUUUGCUGCUCUCACCGAGAGGGGGGGGAGGGGCCUGGCGAGUGUUGCCAGGCUCCGCCUGCCUCCACAGGAACUCCUUCUGUUUUGACAUUGCCGUUUCCACCGGCGCUUGUUGAUGACAUCACAGGGCUGGGGUGUGGAUUUCCUCUGAGAGCAGUGGAACAGGAAAGAACGAAGCACACACACACACACACACACACACACACACACACACACAUACACACACAUACAUACAUACAUAGGAAGUCCUGUUGUGACCUUGAUUGUAGUUUUCUAAUCCCUUAUUGUCCUUCUCUUGUCUAUGAAUAUACUGUUUGUAUCUAUGCAUUUUCCUUUAACUUAUAUUUUAAAGGGGUUUACACUCUGUGGA
Solea senegalensis (Senegalese sole) is the source of this 1895-nucleotide messenger RNA. RefSeq names its product guanine nucleotide-binding protein subunit alpha-13. Gene Ontology annotation, biological process: adenylate cyclase-activating G protein-coupled receptor signaling pathway; Rho protein signal transduction. Gene Ontology annotation, molecular function: G-protein beta/gamma-subunit complex binding; guanyl nucleotide binding; GTPase activity. The transcript has 5 exons. Bases 56 to 1192 code for a protein of 378 amino acids. Gene Ontology annotation, cellular component: brush border membrane; heterotrimeric G-protein complex. The record is from RefSeq and is a predicted model, not a curated record. NCBI's taxonomy places the organism in Eukaryota, Metazoa, Chordata, Actinopteri, Pleuronectiformes, Soleidae.